GUGGCGUAUUGCACCGUACGUCGCCGCGCGCGUGCGCUCUUUUCCACGUGCGUAAGACCGGGACGCGUGGAGCGGAGGAAGCCGCCGAUUUCCUGAGCCGUGCAGCUCCGCGCUUGCUAUGAAGCCAGGUUUCAGCCCCCGUGGGGGCGGCUUCGGUGGCAGAGGUGGCUUUGGUGACCGUGGCGGUCGCGGUGGAGGCCGUGGAGGCUUUGGCGGAGGCCGAGGAGGCUUUGGCGGGGGCCGAGGUCGAGGCGGAGGCUUCAGGGGCCGUGGACGAGGAGGAGGAGGAGGAAGAGGUGACAGAAGAGGAAGCUUUUCCUGGACUUGCCAGGCGGGGAGGGAGGAGCUGUGGGGUCGCCGUCUCUCAUUGCAUCUCUGCCUUGCAGGCGGCGGGUUCCAGUCUGGUGGCAACCGGGGUCGUGGUCGGGGAGGAAAAAAGGGAAACCAGUCCGGGAAGAAUGUGAUGGUGGAGCCUCAUCGCCACGAGGGUGUCUUCAUUUGUCGAGGAAAGGAAGAUGCACUGGUUACCAAGAAUCUGGUCCCUGGAGAAUCAGUUUAUGGAGAGAAGAGAGUCUCCAUUUCGGAGGGAGAUGACAAAAUUGAGUACCGUGCCUGGAACCCCUUCCGUUCCAAGCUGGCGGCAGCAAUCCUGGGCGGCGUGGACCAGAUCCACAUCAAGCCUGGGGCCAAGGUGCUCUACCUCGGGGCUGCCUCGGGCACCACCGUCUCCCACGUCUCUGACAUCGUAGGCCCGGAUGGUCUGGUCUAUGCAGUUGAGUUCUCCCACCGUUCUGGCCGUGACCUCAUUAACUUGGCCAAGAAGAGGACCAACAUUAUUCCUGUCAUUGAAGAUGCCCGGCACCCACACAAAUACCGCAUGCUUAUCGCGAUGGUAGACGUGAUCUUUGCCGAUGUGGCCCAGCCAGACCAGACCCGGAUUGUAGCCUUGAAUGCCCACACCUUCCUACGUAAUGGAGGGCACUUUGUGAUUUCCAUUAAGGCCAACUGCAUAGACUCCACAGCAUCUGCCGAGGCCGUGUUUGCCUCUGAAGUGAAAAAGAUGCAACAGGAGAACAUGAAGCCUCAGGAGCAGUUGACCCUAGAGCCAUACGAGAGAGACCACGCUGUGGUCGUGGGUGUGUACAGGCCACCCCCCAGGGUGAAGAACUGAAGCCCAGCACCAUCUGGAUCCCGAGAUAUUGUGUUGCUACUGUUACACGUGUUGUUUUUCUAUUAAAAGACUCAUCAGUC
This is a messenger RNA of Camelus dromedarius (Arabian camel), 1251 nucleotides long. It is a transcript of the gene FBL, whose product is annotated as fibrillarin. Gene Ontology annotation, molecular function: rRNA methyltransferase activity; histone H2AQ104 methyltransferase activity; RNA binding. The coding region runs from base 119 to 1171 and encodes 350 amino acids. Gene Ontology annotation, cellular component: nucleolus; box C/D methylation guide snoRNP complex; Cajal body. Gene Ontology annotation, biological process: rRNA methylation; box C/D sno(s)RNA 3'-end processing. The transcript is spliced from 8 exons. Lineage: Eukaryota; Metazoa; Chordata; Mammalia; Artiodactyla; Camelidae. The record is from RefSeq and is a predicted model, not a curated record.